Molecule: messenger RNA, 3257 nt
Organism: Darwinula stevensoni
Lineage: Eukaryota; Metazoa; Arthropoda; Ostracoda; Podocopida; Darwinulidae
Source: the annotation of a GenBank genome assembly
AAUUAGCGUUGGCUCAAGUUGCUGGCGACAUACUGAGAUUGGAUGCCGAGGAUCCUCCAACCUUGUGGCCUCAUGUGGGCGAGUGCUUCAUGGCUCUGAGAGCAAUAUCAGUCAAUAUAAUUCAGUGCCAGGAGAUUAUGGGAGUUUGGCAGCCUUCAGUAUGUCAUCCAGCAAGAAGCACAACAUGGGAAAUGAUGGAGAGGAUAUGGACUCAAUGUCUUCAUCCAGUCAGCAUUUCAGAUCUCUUCGUCCCGAAUUACUGGGAGAGGGUGGAGCGAGCACGUGGAUGCAUGCAGGGAAUGCCGAGCACUCCAAGAACGAUCAGGACCAGUCAAGAAAGUUGAGCCGGACGAGAACCGGGGAAGAGGAUCUCUCUACCCUCUCCGAUACGGAGGUCACACAGUUUUGCGACAAGGAGGACCUUCGACAUGUGGAAACGAGCAGCGUGGGUGGAAGCAGUGCAAAUUCGGAGAACGUUGGCCGUGUAGGCUCUUGGGCCUUGUCUUUUGAGAGACUUCUGGAUGACACAGCAGGGAUACACACCUUCGCUGAGUUUUUGAAGAAGGAGUUUAGUCACGAGAACAUCUACUUCUGGGCUGCAGUGCAGCGAUACAAGAAUCAUCCCCUGUCCGUCAGAGGAAAACUUGCCCAGGAAAUCUAUGAUAGGCAUAUCAGUGUGAAUGCAAGUGAACCAGUAAACGUUGACAGUCAAGCCCGUCAGACUGUGCAGGAGAGGCUGCGAUCAGCUUCUCCAACAUUGUUUCAAAAGGCAGAAGACCAGAUCUUCAAGUUGAUGAAGUUUGAUUCCUAUCCCCGGUUCUUGAAGAGUCCAUUAUACAAGGAGGCUCUUAUGGCUGAAGUUGCUGGUUAUUCUCUACCAUAUCCAGGGGGUGAUAUUCUUGAGUCAGACCUUCAAGUUUUUGAAGCUGAUGAAGUUUUGGCUACCCCAAACAGCUCCAAGCAUGUGGGACGGAGAAGAUCUCUCCUUGCAUGGGGUCGGAGAGCAAGAGCAAAGUCACGUGACAGAGGGAGAGGUUCAGAGAACCAUGGCCCAAGAGCCAGUUCUCUGAAGAGAUUCAGAGGGAGAGAUAGGAGUAGAGAGACAAAUAGCAGCACAGCCAGUUCAACUGCUGCGAAUGAGGCUGGCUCCCAAAGCUCAAAGACAAGUCUGACUGCUUCUGAUCUUGGCAUUUUGUCAAAAAAUUUCUCCACUUCUAAGGAAAGCCUUCAGAGUGAUAGGGGAGAGAACUCUCGGCUCCUUUGUCGUGUUAUUCUACCUGAUCAGUCUACAACUGUUGUGUCAGUUGUCCCUGGAGAGACAGUACGGUCUCUCGUCCAUCGACUAUUGGAGAGGAGAGGGCUGAAAUAUUCAGCUGUUGAUGUAUUCACCCUCAACUCAUCAAUGGCUUUGGAUCAAUUACUUGACUGUGCCAGUCUUGCUUGUCAAGAUAUUCGUGUAGAAGCUCGUGUACUAAUCCAAGUGGACCUACCUUCUGGUGGAAAGUCCAUGUCACUAAAGGCUGCACCUGGCAGACGUCUUGCAGAAGUUCUUCGUCCAGUCUUGGCUAACCUUGGAUUGAAAGUUGACCAACUAGUGGCAUACAAGCUGGGAGAUAAAGAACCUCUUAGUAUGAAGACCCUGGCAACCAAUUUGGACAGUCAGAGAGUUAUUCUCAAGCAAAAGGAUGGUGCUACAGGUCUAGGGAAAGCUCAAGGAACACAGAGACCUCCUGGUGUCAUGUUGGAUGAAAUCACCAAUAAAGUAUUCCUUGACCUCAUGAGGAGCAAGAGUGUAACAGAUGCUGACAGGGUUCCUACAGAUGAAAGCUCCUCACAGUCAUCAGGAAUAGUGGGAAGUCUGGUUCGACGUAAUUCCAUCCAUAUUGAUCGAGACCUACAGAAGAAUGGAAUUCAGAGCCCAAUCUAUGAGGUUCCCUCACCUAAGCCCAAUUUUCCUUCACCAACAUCUGAAACACUCUAUGAAGACCUGAAGAAAGCACAAAAGCUGAGGCUGGAGGACCAACGUGGCACAACUAUCAACUGUCAACUACCAGAAUUCCUGAAAUCACCUGGACAAUCUAGAUCACAUAACAAGGAGAACCGAGAGAUUGGACAGAUGAUGCCUGGUGGAAUGGCACCAUCAUAUUCCCGCUUUUCAUCCUUGAGUGCCAGCAUCAUGACAGUUGAUGACACCCUCCCCUAUGUUGAUAUGAGUUUCUCUCAUGAUGGAAUCUUACCUACUCAUGCCCAAGCAGAGAAUUACUUUGGUCUGAAUCAGGCAAAACACGUGAUAGCACAGGCAUUCCAAGGCCAGCACAAAUCCUGCAGCAUGAGUCCCUUUCCCCCACAGGAUGGGGAUGUGAGUCUUUCACCAUUACACAUCCCUACCCCCAAUACAUCAGUAUCUUCUCUCCAUGUGGAAGAAGCCAAUUUCACACCACCAUCUCCCCUGGUUGUGAAUCCUAAACCUCUCUUCCGCAAUGCUCCUCCUCCUCCUCUGCCCCCAAAGCCCAAGACAUGUCCUCCCAGGGGGCCUCCUCCUCGUCCUCCCCCUUCACGCCCAACUCCUCAAUUAAAUCUCUAUGAGAUCAAUCUCAAUGGUAGCUCUUUUCCUCAGUGUCAAGAUCUUCCUACUGGAAAUGUCAGCUUUGUUUGAGUCAAGUGAAAUGCAGUUGAUGAUGUGUGUAUCCCAAGGAAUAUCAUGUUUCUUGGUGACAUGGUAUACCAUAUUGCCACUACUGGCAUUCAUGGUACAUUUUUUUACAUUAGGCACCCUAAUGGUGUUUUCCCAUUGUGUAUUGUAUUAGUGGCUAUUUUCGUUGAAUCCAGUCACUUGAGUUCAUACCCCACUUUAUGGGUACACAGUCAGUCUUCCUGAUAGUGUGGUUCAUGUUCUCUAAGAGGACAAGGGUCUGUUUAUCAGUUUCAAGGAAACCAGAAAAAUGAUAAUUGUUGCAUAGGCCUUACAUGAAGAUGAGUGAAAAAUUCAGCUUUCUGAAAUGUCCUGCUUAUUCUAUUGGAGAUAAUGUUCUCUGUUUUGCUGGCUAGAUUACUUCAUGCUGUAGUCAUUUAUACUUGCAAGUUUCUUGCAUACCAGUGGCAACCCAAGUUUUCUCAAACUGAUCUAGCCCCUAGUGCCAUAAUUCUCAUGCAGUAUAAUGAUAUUUCCAUGUUUGAAAAACCUCAAAAGAUGAAGUAUAUUAGUGACUUUCUUGCCAUAUUUUUUUUUUAGGAUACAUGCCAAACUAUGACUGAAG